This is a messenger RNA of Nerophis lumbriciformis (worm pipefish), 5611 nucleotides long. Its product is annotated as tubby-related protein 1-like. Gene Ontology annotation, cellular component: cilium. Gene Ontology annotation, biological process: protein localization to cilium. Lineage: Eukaryota; Metazoa; Chordata; Actinopteri; Syngnathiformes; Syngnathidae. The record is from RefSeq and is a predicted model, not a curated record. Gene Ontology annotation, molecular function: actin filament binding.
UUGUAUAUGCACACACAAAAUAAAGCUAACACAUUCACAAAUAGUUAUUACAUGUGUGAAUUUUGUAAGUGCAUGCAUCAAAAUACAUCUAAAGAGGUUAUUAAUUAUGUACUUUCAAAAUGAAGGGUUCAUAAAUGUUCUAAUGCUUAAUGCAGAAAUGCUGAAUCAUUAAUGAAAGUGUGAAAAAGUAUCUCUAAAACAUUUGUUGUGUUUAUACUAAUGAAUAUUCAUGUCUGAAAUAUGUUUAUAUAGAUGAUGAAUUUAGUCAUUAUUUACUAGUCUUCAACUAAUGUGUUUGUAAGUCAAAUAUGUUGCAUACUAAUGAGUAAGUCAGAAAUAUGCUUUAUCAAUUAGGAUGGUUGUCGUAGCGACCAGGAGCAAACUGCACACUCAGCAAUAUUGCCAGGGAUGAUGUCAUCGUAAAGAAGAAAUGUAACACACCAGAUUGUCAUUUGAGAGAAACAUCUGCUGGAUGCUGACCACUAACGCUCCCUCAAACGUGUAUCUUGUGGAGUUUAAUUACAUCAGGAGGUCGCCUACAGCCACGGCUCUUGAUGGUAUGGUGCUAGUUAGAGACAAACUGAACUUGUUUUUGUUUCUUUACCCUUGCAUCAUCCUCUGAUCGGAUUGGUGCUGGAAAUGGACGAAAGAAGCCAAAGAAGAAGAAAGAGGAGGCCAGCAGCACCACGGAGGCCAAGCUGAAAGGAGGCGAGGCCAAGAUGAAAAAAGUCAAAAGUAAAAAGAAGGAGGAGGCGCCAGAGGAGACUCAAAGUGGAAAGAAGGUGAGGAACAAGAAGGCAGAGAAGACUAAAGAAGAAGCAGACCCAGAGAAGGAAAAGGAGAGCAAAAAAAAAGUCAAAAGUGAUCCCAAGAAAAAGAAAGGUUCUGUCACGGACGAGGAGGACCAGGACGAGGAGGAGAAGGACACCCCCAAGAAGAAAGGCAAGAAAAAGACCAGCAAGGACAGCUCACCUUCUGCCAAGGAGAAGAAACCUCGAUCUAAAGAGGACAAGGAGUCGGAUGGAAAGGAGAAGAAGUCCAAGUCCAAAGAGAAGGACAAGAAGCUAGAACCAGCCUCUAUGUUCCAGAUAAAUGCUGAUAAAGACUCCAAAACCAAAAAGAAAGCCGCCAAGUCUGAGAGCGACGAGAGCGAAGAAGAAAGCAAGUCCACCAAGUCCAAGAAGAAAUCAGCGUCGUCUCUCUUCCAGACGUCAGGAGACAAAGACAAGAAGUCCAAGAAGAAAGGUAAGGCGGAGCAGAGCCAGUCGGACUCGGAGAAAGAAGAGAAAUCCAAAAAGAAAAAAGGCAAAGGGAAGAAGAAGAAGACAAGAUCGCCAUCGCCCGAGAUCCACUUUGACAACCUGGAGGUGUUUGUGUUGGAGCCUGCACCUCAAGGCAGGGCUGUGAAGUGCAGAGUGACCCGGGACCAGCGGGGGAUGGACAAGAGUCUCUACCCGCUCUACUACCUGCACCUAGACAAUGACAAGAAGACCUUUCUGCUGGCUGGCAGGAAAAGAAAAAAAUGUGCAACCUCUAAUUAUCUCAUCUCUACUGACGCUACCGAUCUAUCAAGAGGAGGACAUAAUUUCAUAGGGAAGCUGAGAUCCAACUUGAUGGGCACCAAGUUCACGGUCUUUGACAACGCUCUGAACCCUGAGAGAGCCCUACCAGACAUGUCUAAUGCCCGGCAGGAGUUAGCAGGCAUCAUCUACGAGACCAACGUCUUAGGGAUGAAGGGCCCCAGGAGGAUGACGGUCAUCGUCCCCGGCAUGGACAAGGACGACGAGCGAGUGGCCCUACGGCCAAGAAAUGACUGUGACGGCCUGCUGAUCCGGCACCAGAACCGCAGGAUGGAGAAUCUGAUUGAGCUUCACAAUAAGACUCCGGUGUGGAACGAAGAAACCUCCUCACAUGUGCUCAACUUCAAUGGCAGGGUCACCCAGGCCUCCAUUAAGAACUUCCAGAUAGUCCAUGACAAAGACUUGGACUACAUCGUGAUGCAGUUUGGCCGAAUAGCCGACGACAUUUUCACUCUGGACUUCAAGUACCCUCUGUGUGCCGUACAAGCCUUCGCCAUCGCGCUCUCUAGCUUCGAUGGUAAACUAGCCUGCGAGUAACACACACACACACACACACACACACACACACACACACACACACACACACACACACACUUUCAUGUAUUUCUUACCUUCUGAGACCUCCAAAAAAAUGCCUCCCUCUUUAGGACCAGCCUUUCUAAAUAUAUAAAGAAAUGUAUGCAAAAGGUCAGAAUGUCACAAGAAAAACUUGGACUUUUGGCAGUUUUAUAAUAAAAGUCGAAAUUUUACUCAACACAAGUCAAAAUGUUACAAGAAAAACUGAACAUUUGUGCAAUAUUUUGAUAAAAAGUGGAAUUUUACUCAAUAACAGUUGCCAUUUUACAAGAAAAUCUUACAAUUUUGGCAAGUGGUCAUUUUACUCGACAAAAGUCACAAUUUUAUAAGAAAACAUUACAAUUUUGGCAAUAUUACAAUAAUAAUGUAAUUUUACUCGGCAAAAUUAUGACAAAAGUCAUAAAUGUCACUAUUUUACAACAACAACAAAAAAGUUGGCAAUGUUGUGUUAAAAGUCAGAAUUUGAUAUGACAAAUGUCAUCAUUUUGCAUUAAAAAGUAAUAAUUUAACGUAAAAAAUUAAUAAUUUUACGAGAAAAUAUUGCAAUAUUACAAAAACAGAAAGAAUAUGAGAAAUUGUUCCCAAUUUUAUAAGAAAAAGGUCGACACAUUGUGAGAAAGACUGCUUUUAGUUAAUUAAUUAUUGUUUGGGAAUUUUUUGUUUGUAAUUGUUUUUUAAUCUUCAUUAUUUACUUCAAGUUAUUACCGUUUGUCUCUAUAUAGAUAUUUAUUUAAUUGUUUUAUUAAUUUUACACACACACUUGUUAUUUCAUAUGUUAACCAGAGGGGGAGCACUUAACAUUUUUACACACACUUGUUAUUUCAUAUGUUGACCAGAGGGGGCGCAUUUCAAUUUCUUACACACACUUGUUAUUUCAUAUUUUGACCAGAGGGGGAGCACUUCACAUUUUUACACACACUUGUUAUUUCAUAUGUUGACCAGAGGAGGAGCACUUCACAUUUUUACACACACUUGUUAUUUCGUAUGUUGACCAGAGGGGGAGCACUUCACAUUUUUACACACACUUGUUAUUUCAUAUGUUGACCAGAGGGGGAGCACUUCACAUUUUUACACACACUUGUUAUUUCAUAUGUUGACCAGAGGGGGAGCCCUUCACAUUUUUACACACACUUGUUAUUUCAUAUGUUGACCAGAGGGGGAGCAUUUUUAAAAGCGACACACAGUCAAUGUGAAAAUCCCUCCUUUUUGGGACCACCCUCAUUUUGAUAGAUGUCACCAGCAAAUGAGACGUUGUCUAUUAGAUGUUAUUGGGACCAUGAUUUAUGUCAUCACUUGUUCACACCUCCUCAUAUGGAAGAUACUUUUCCUUCUUCAUGUCUCAGGAAGGGUAGAAAUACAAGAGAAUACACAUACACACACACACACACACACACACACACACACACACACACACACACACACACACACACACACACACGCCUAUCAGACCGAGCCAGGUCCGAGGAGAUGAACGUGACGAUUCUGCUGCUGGGGUGGAGGCGCCACUCUCCAGGGUCUGUUGUUCCCCACAGUUAUACGUCUGACGACUCAGCAGACAUCUGGACUGUGGACCUGCUGUGGACGAGUCCUGAUGACAAUAACAACAGCAUGGGUGCAUCAUAACAACAGCAUGGGUGUAUCAUUGUGUUCAAAUGGUGGCUGGAUAGACAAUGAAAUGUUUGAUUGGUUCCAGGCUGGUUCUUUCUCUCCAAGUCUUUGCUUUGUUACUCGACUUACAAACCCCGUUUCCAUAUGAGUUGGGAAAUUGUGUUAAAUGAUUUGCAAAUCCUUUUCAAGCCAUAUUCAGUUGAAUAUGCUACAAAGACAACAUAUUUGAUGUUCAAACUCAUAAACUUUAUUGUUAUUUGUUGCAAAUAAUCCUUAACUUAGAAUUUUAUGGCUGCAACACGUGCCAAAGUAGUUGGGAAAGGGCAUGUUCACCACUGUGUUACAUGGCCUUUCCUUUUAACAACACUCAGUAAACGUUUGGGAACUGAGGAGACACAUUUUUGAAGUAGAAUUAUUUCCCAUUCUUGCUUGAUGUACAGCUUAAGUUGUUCAACAGUCCGGGGGUCUCCGUUGUGCUAUUUUAGGCUUCAUAAUGCGCCACACAUUUUCAAUGGGAGACAGGUCUGGACUACAGGCAGGCCAGUCUGGUACCCGCACUCUUUUACUAUGAAGCCACGUUGAUGUAACACGUGGCUUGGCAUUGUCUUGCUGAAAUAAGCAGGGGCGUCCAUGGUAACGUUGCUUGGAUGGCAACAUAUGUUGCUCCAAAAGCUGUAUGUACCUUUCAGCAUUAAUGGCGCCUUCACAGAUGUGUAAGUUACCCAUGUCUUGGCCACUAAUACACCCCCAUACCAUCACACAUGCUGCCUUUUACACUUUCACCCUAGAACAAUCCGGAUGGUUCUUUUCCUCUUUGGUCCGGAGGACACGACGUCCACAGUUUCCAAAAACAAUUUGAAAUGUGGACUCGUCAGACCACAGAACACUUUUCCACUUUGUAUCAGUCCAUCUUAGAUGAGCUCAGGCCCAGCGAAGCCGAAGGCGUUUCUGGGUGUUGUUGAUAAACGGUUUUCGCCUUGCAUAGGAGAGUUUUAACUUGCACUUACAGAUGUAGCGACCAACUGUAGUUACUGACAGUGGGUUUCUGAAGUGUUCCUGAGCCCAUGUGGUGAUAUCCUUUACACACUGAUGUCGCUUGUUGAUGCAGUACAGCCUGAGGGAUGGAAGGUCACGGGCUUAGCUGCUUACGUGCAGUGAUUUCUCCAGAUUCUCUGACCCCUUUGAUGCUAUUACGGACCGUAGAUGGUGAAAUCCCUAAAUUCCUUGCAAUAGCUGCUUGAGAAAGGUUUUUCUUAAACUGUUCAACAAUUUGCUCACGCAUUUGUUGACAAAGUGGUGACCCUCGCCCCAUUCUUGUUUGUGAAUGACUGAGCAUUUAAUGGAAUCUACUUUUAUACCCAAUCAUGGCACCCACCUGUUCCCAAUUAGCCUGCACACCUGUGGGAUGUUCCAAAUAAGUGUUUGAUGAGCAUUCCUCAACUUUAUCAGUAUUUAUUGCCACCUUUCCCAACUACUUUGUCACGUGUUGCUGGCAUCAAAUUCUAAAGUUAAUGAUUAUUUGCAAAAUCAGUUUGAACAUCAAAUAUGUUGUCUUUGUAGCAUAUUCAACUGAAUAUGGGUUGAAAAUGAUUUGCAAAUCAUUGUAUUCCGUUUAUAUUUACAUCUAACACAAUUUCCCAACUCAUAGGGAAACAGGGUUUGUACUUUAUGUCAACUUUUUUUUGCACUGCAGGGUUUUAAGAGACUAACAUGUCAAGUAUUUGCACUUGCACCCAGGGGUGCUACACAGACAAUAAGUGGUGAUCCUUGCUUUAAAUCAUUACCACUUCCACCUAUCGGGGAUCAAUAAACAUUGAUUAGAACGUCUUCUUUAUUUCAUUCUUCUU